Ailuropoda melanoleuca (giant panda) is the source of this 2805-nucleotide messenger RNA. It is a transcript of the gene SRP54, whose product is annotated as signal recognition particle 54. The record is from RefSeq and is a predicted model, not a curated record. Gene Ontology annotation, cellular component: cytosol; signal recognition particle, endoplasmic reticulum targeting. Gene Ontology annotation, molecular function: GTPase activity; 7S RNA binding; GTP binding. Lineage: Eukaryota; Metazoa; Chordata; Mammalia; Carnivora; Ursidae. The transcript is spliced from 16 exons. The coding region runs from base 255 to 1769 and encodes 504 amino acids. Gene Ontology annotation, biological process: SRP-dependent cotranslational protein targeting to membrane, translocation; SRP-dependent cotranslational protein targeting to membrane.
GGAAGGUUCGGUGGCAAUCGUCGGUCUUCCAGCUGGUGGGAGUUGGCGUCGUGGUGCUGGGCGGGCGCUAGAGUCCUAGUUUGUAUAGUUUGGGAAGUCGGGCUGUGGGGUCGCACCUGCCUGUCUGAUCCCUGCUUUCCUUGGUUCCCUCCCACGGCGCCUGGGCCUCGCGAAAGAAUCCCCGGCCCCUUUGGGCCACGGCGGUAGCGGUGCUUUUUGCGAUUUUCUUGUAAUCACAUCUUAAAGCCUUCAAGAUGGUACUAGCAGACCUUGGAAGAAAAAUAACAUCAGCGUUACGCUCAUUGAGCAAUGCCACCAUCAUCAAUGAAGAGGUGUUAAAUGCUAUGCUAAAAGAAGUAUGUACAGCAUUAUUGGAAGCAGAUGUUAAUAUUAAACUAGUGAAGCAACUAAGAGAAAAUGUGAAGUCUGCUAUUGAUCUUGAAGAGAUGGCAUCUGGUCUUAACAAAAGAAAAAUGAUUCAGCACGCUGUAUUUAAAGAACUUGUGAAGCUUGUAGACCCUGGAGUUAAAGCAUGGACACCCACUAAAGGAAAACAGAAUGUGAUCAUGUUUGUUGGAUUGCAAGGAAGUGGUAAAACGACAACAUGUUCAAAGUUAGCAUAUUAUUACCAGAGGAAAGGUUGGAAGACCUGUUUAAUAUGUGCAGACACAUUCAGAGCAGGAGCUUUUGACCAACUAAAACAGAAUGCUACCAAAGCAAGAAUUCCAUUCUAUGGAAGCUAUACGGAAAUGGAUCCUGUUAUCAUUGCCUCUGAAGGAGUGGAGAAAUUCAAAAACGAAAAUUUUGAAAUUAUUAUUGUUGAUACAAGUGGCCGCCAUAAACAGGAAGACUCUUUGUUUGAAGAAAUGCUUCAAGUUGCUAAUGCUAUACAACCUGAUAACAUUGUUUAUGUGAUGGAUGCCUCCAUUGGGCAGGCUUGUGAAGCCCAGGCAAAGGCUUUUAAAGAUAAAGUAGAUGUGGCCUCCGUAAUAGUGACAAAACUUGAUGGCCAUGCAAAAGGAGGUGGUGCACUCAGUGCAGUUGCUGCCACAAAAAGUCCAAUUAUUUUCAUUGGUACAGGGGAACACAUAGACGACUUUGAACCUUUCAAAACACAGCCUUUCAUCAGCAAGCUUCUUGGUAUGGGCGACAUUGAAGGACUGAUAGAUAAAGUCAAUGAGUUGAAGCUGGAUGACAAUGAAGCACUUAUAGAGAAGUUGAAACAUGGUCAGUUUACGUUGCGAGACAUGUAUGAACAAUUUCAAAAUAUCAUGAAAAUGGGCCCCUUCAGUCAGAUCUUGGGGAUGAUCCCUGGUUUUGGAACAGACUUUAUGAGCAAAGGAAAUGAACAGGAGUCAAUGGCGAGGCUAAAGAAAUUAAUGACGAUAAUGGAUAGUAUGAAUGAUCAAGAACUUGACAGCACUGAUGGUGCCAAGGUUUUUAGUAAGCAACCGGGAAGGAUCCAAAGAGUAGCAAGGGGAUCAGGUGUGUCAACGAGAGACGUUCAGGAACUUCUGACACAAUAUACCAAAUUUGCACAGAUGGUAAAAAAGAUGGGAGGUAUCAAAGGACUUUUCAAAGGUGGUGACAUGUCUAAGAACGUGAGCCAGUCGCAGAUGGCAAAACUGAAUCAACAAAUGGCCAAAAUGAUGGAUCCAAGAGUUCUUCAUCACAUGGGUGGGAUGGCAGGACUUCAGUCAAUGAUGAGGCAGUUUCAACAGGGUGCUGCUGGCAAUAUGAAAGGCAUGAUGGGAUUCAAUAAUAUGUAAAGAAGAUGCCUUAAUAUAAACGGACUCAGUUGAUUACAUUAUUUGCCGAGACCUCAUUAUUUGCCUCCCUCCUUUUUGCAAACAGGAAAAAAAAAGUAUUUUUCUUGCCUGUCUUGCCAUUUUUCUUUCUCUUCUCAUCUUUUUUCCCUCUCCUUUUCUUCUUCUUUCCUUCCUACUUCCCUCCCUCCCUUUGAUAUAAGGGAGGAAUAUAUAGUUUUUGUGGAAAUCAUUAUAUUUUUGCUUUAGAUUUUCUUCUGUUAGUUUUCACCAUCAUAAUACUUCUUAAGUUAAACAAAUCAUGAUGUAAAAUUUAGUACUUAAAAGUUUUUAAUUGUCUCAAAGGCCAAGCAUUACAUUUGUAAACAGUCCUGGUCAGUAGUUAUAUGAUGUCUCAAUAAAAGUGCUGUAAAAUAAACUUCAAACUCGUUAUACAUUAAGGGGUUUUUAACACAACACAGUGGAUCACAUUAAAAGGCAGACAGAAAAACCAAUGCUUAUAUGUCACUUAAAACUAGUCCUAUAGGGGCUCCUGGAUGGCUCAGUUGGCUAAGCUUCUGACUCUUGAUCUCUGGUCUUGAUCUCAGGGUCAUGAGUUCAAGCCCUGGGUUGGGCUCCAUGGUGGGUGUGGCGCCUACUUAAAAACAAAACAAAACUAGUUCUACAAGUAUACCUUUAAUCGGAAAUAUGGUAGAAUAACUGAACCAUUAGUAUUAGGAAUUUUUGUUUAACUUAUAAUAAUUACGGUAAUUUUGCCAUAGAAAAUCUCAGGCCCGCCAUUUAAAUUGAAAUUGCGAAUUUAGUUUAUAAUACAAUGUUUUGUGUAUAGCCUCCAUUUUUUAAUGUCAUAUAUUUGAAGCCUUAAUGGCAAUAUUUGGUUUGUUUGAAAAGCCAAUUUUGUUGUUUCUUACAUACCAAAAAAAUCUGCUUGAUGAAACUGAUGUACUUUGGUGAUAGUUAACGUAUAGACUUCCUAAUGGGAAAAUAAUUGCAUGUAUUAGGUUGUCAUGAUUACAUAUUAAAAAUAAUGAGACAAUGA